Molecule: messenger RNA, 4410 nt
Organism: Phlebotomus papatasi
Lineage: Eukaryota; Metazoa; Arthropoda; Insecta; Diptera; Psychodidae
Exons: 3
Coding region: 1-4410 (1469 amino acids)
Source: RefSeq, a predicted model, not a curated record
AUGACUGAUUUGGAACAUAGUGGUCCUUCGCAUCGGGAUGAUUCCCAACCUAUGGAGAUGCAGAAUGGUGUCCGGAAGAGUUCACGUGCUAAUAAAGGCAUUCCUCCGGCACGUCUUGGGUUUGAAAGCACGGCUCAGACUUUGGAAGAGACGCUAAUACAAACUCAGAUUGAGCGUACUCAGAUGCAGAUUACCCUGUUGGAACUCAAGGAAAAACAAACCAAGAUGUUGCUUGAGAAGUCCCAAGGCUCUUCAGGUUCUCAGCAGCAGUUUGGGGGGCAAGAUGGUGCCUCACAUAAUCAUCCCAAUAAUGCUCAAAAGGAGGUUAUGGACAAGUUUGACCAAGAGCCCAACGAGAUUCCAGAUGCUGAAUCAAUAGCAACAGAGUACACGAGGUUUGUGGAGCAAGUCGGGGGCGUGAAGAUUGUGAAGAAAACCCAAAAGAUCCGUCGAGAUAAUCGUCAGGAUAGUGACUCCGGCAGCUCGUCCGGAAAGAGCACAUGCAGCCGACUAUCGGUGCAUGACGUCAUUAGAGAGCAAUUCGAGGAGUGGCCCAUGUUUAUUGCCUGGUACAAGAACACCACAAAAACAUGCCACUUCUCAGAUGAAGAGAACUUGCAGCGCCUGCGAAAAUGUCUGAAGGGAGCAGCCAGAGAGUGUGUUCAAAUUCUCCUGUUCUCUCCCGAAAAUGUCGGGAAGAUUAUCAACACUCUGGAAAGACGCUUUGGUCGUCCUGACUUCUUGGUGAAGUCUUUGAUCGCCAAGGCAAAGGAGAUUCCUGCUGUGAAAGAAGAGAAACCGGAGACGAUAAUCAACAUGGCUAAUUCAGUGAUGAAUCUUGUGGCCUCACUCAAAAUGUUCCAGAGAUGGAAUUAUAUUGACAAUCCCCAACUCCUGGAGGAAUUCCUGAUGAAGUUGCCACUCUCUAUGCGUGUGCAGUGGUCUGAGUACAGCUUGUCAAAGAUUCACUGCACCUUGGAAACUUUCUCAGAUUGGAUGGAGAUUCGCGCAUUAGCAGCUGGCGAGAGAGUGCAUUUUCCUGGUUACAGGGGGAGCGAUGACAGGGGAAAUGAGAGAGACAAGAAGACCGACAAGAAGCCCGAGAAAAAAGCGAGGUUAGUGGCAGCCACAAAAGAGACUGACACCGAAGAGGCGCCAAAAACUGAGCACACUGACAAGGGGAGGAACCCAACUACGAGAUGUACGAUGAACAAUUGUGGGAGUAGGCAUCACAACCUUCUCCACAAGGACAGGUCCCCAGAAAAUCCUAUAGUUCCACAGAAACCAGAUGAAAGUCCCGCGAACAAUGACGUUCGAAAUGAGAAUAUGACGGGCACUGUAGCUCAUGCUACGACUUCCAGUGGACGAAUUCUGAUGAAGAUUCUGCCCGUGAUCGUGUCUGGCCCUGCAGGGAUGGUAAAAACAUCUGCUUUUCUUGAUGAAGGAUCCACGAUCACUAUGAUCCGAGCGAGUCUGGCUGAUAAAUUGGGACUUGAGGGGCCUGUGAAGCCUCUCAGCUGGAGAGGCACUACACCAGAUAUAAAAACUGACAAUGAUUCUCGCAUGGUUGAUCUGAAGAUCAAGGGAAGUUUCCCACGAGCCAAGGAGUACACCAUGCACCAUGUGAGAACAGUGAAAGACCUGACACUUCCUUGCCAAUCUGUAGAUGUCCAGAAAUUGAGUGUUGAUUGGAAAUACCUCGCCGAUGUUGAUAUUGAGUCCCAAUGUGAAGCUGAUCCUGAGAUAUUGAUUGGGCUCGAUAAUACCCCUUUGAUAGUUUCACGCGAGGUAAUCCAUGGACCUUGGAGAGCACCCUACCUUGUACGGACUUGGCUUGGAUGGGUUAUUCUGGGCACAGUGUCAGCUCAAGACAACAGAGAAAUCGAGAUGAAUUGUGCCAUGGUAGAAACGAUUGAUGAGUUGCACAAUUUGGUGAGAGAUUCCUUUUCCACGGAAUCUUUUGGUACUAUCCCACACCAGGAGCCCGUGCAUUCUCGAGAUGAUAAAAAGGCGCUUCAGAUUAUGGAAAAUACUACCCACCAGACACCCGAUGGGCGCUAUGAAGUUGGGUUGCUCUGGAAAGGUGGAAUUUGUCCCAAAGUUCCGGAAUCACGAGAAGCAGCUCUGAAAAGGCUCCGUUCUACAGAACGACGACUUGAUCGCGAUUCCGAGUUAGCUGCCUCGUAUUGUGAGAAGAUGAUGGAUCACAUCCGGAAGGGAUAUCUAGUGAAAUUGAGUGAUAGUGAUCGUGAAGUGCCGCCGGAGAAGACGUGGUAUUUGCCACACUUUACUGUGACUCAUCCCGCCAAGAAGAAAAUUCGCGUAGUGUUCGAUUGUGCCGCGGUAUCAAGGGGAGUGUCGAUGAACUCUUUGCUGUACAAGGGGCCAGACCUCUUGCAAUCUCCCCCAGCAGUCCUGACGAAUUUUCGCAGAGGAAAAUUUGGUUUUACCGGCGACAUAAGAGAAAUGUUUCAUAGAGUGAAAGUGCGCGAAGAGGAUCAAAAUUAUCAAAGAGUGCUUUGGCGUGGAAUGAAUCGUUCAGAUCCUCCGGAAGAAUAUAAACUAUCAGUGAUGACUUUCGGUGCUACGUGUUCGCCUACUUUGGCUGGGCAUGUCAAAGAUAAAAACGCCCAAAGGUUCGCCAACACGUAUCCCGAUACAGUGAAAGAAAUUGAAAAGUACAUGUACUGUGAUGAUUACAUCAGUUGUGCAAAUUCGAUUGAUGAAGCUAGUGCAAGAAUAAGUGAAGUAAUUGAGAUACACAAAGAUGCGGGAUUUGAUGUUGUAAACUGGUCCGCAAGUGAUUCCAGAAUUUUGUGUAAUCUCAAUGAAAGUGAAAAAGUCAAGAACUUUAGUGAUUCGAGUGACUUUGAUCGAGUUCUAGGAUUGUGGUGGGAUUCAGAGCAAGAUGUUUUCACAUUUCGUCUGAAUUUCCACAAAGUGUCUGCUGAAGUGUUGAGUGGACAGAAGAUUCCCACCAAAAGGGAGGUUCUCCGCCUUGUGAUGUCCAUUUUUGAUCCUCUUGGAUUUGUGGGCAUGCUCACCGUCAAGGGUAAAAUAAUACUCCAAAUGAUCUGGCGCCAAGAAAUUGGAUGGGAUGAUGAAAUCAAGGAUGAGGCGUUGGAAUACUGGCAAAAGUUUCUGAAAGAAUUGAGGCUCAUCAGUUCUGUGAGUAUUCCACGAUCUUAUUCCGAUAACUUGUGCUGUGCUGUUUCUGUCAAACUCCACGUGUUUGGGGAUGCAAGUUCCUCUGCAUUCGCUGCUGUUGCGUAUCUUCGGAUCGAAGAUGCAGGGAGAGUGGUGAUCUCUUUUGUGAGCUCACGCACACGAGUUGCUCCUUUAAAGGCUGUCACGAUCCCACGGCUUGAGCUCCAGGCAGCCGUUUUGAAUAGCAGACUGAGCCACACACUGAUUUCUGUUCUAGAUGUUAAGAUUGACCGAAUCUUUCACUGGACAGACUCCAUGACGGUAUUGUGCUGGCUCCGAAACGGAUCCAGGAGAUUCAAACAGUUUGUUUCUCAUCGGGUGGGUGAGAUUGAGCAGCUGACCGACAUUAGUUCUUGGAAAUGGGUCUCUACCAAGGACAAUGUAGCCGAUCUUGCGACAAGGAUGACACCCGGAGAUUACACUCCAGAAUCCAGAUGGUUCCGUGGCCCAGAUUUUUUGAGACUCUCUGAGGAGAAUUGGCCACGCGAGAAAGAGCCUUCCGAACCUAUUGACAUGACUGUGAGUGUGGUUGAGCUCGUGAAUGUAAAUUACGAGCAUGAUGUCGAUCCCCUGGUUCCAGAUGCGAGACGAUUUUCCUCCUGGACACGCCUCUUGCGUGCCACAGCUCGUGUGAGGAAAAUCUUCAAGAUUUGGUAUGAGUUCACCUCGAAAGCUCGAUCAAAGGGUGACCUAACCAAAUCCGAACUGACCGUAACAGAUCUGAAAGAAGCUGAGAAAUGCCUUUGGCGGGAAAUGCAAGCGAAGUACUUGCCAGAAAUUUCUCGUUUGCAGAAGGGUCAAGCAAUCGAUAAAACGAGUUCCUUCUACAAGCUUUCUCCUUUUGUGGAUAACGAGGGAAUUCUGAGGAUGAGGAGCCGACUGGAAAACUGUCCCGAAGCUGUCGAGAAGUUCCCAGUCAUUCUUGACCCAAAGCACCCCGCUACCAAGCUGAUGAUUUUAGAUGCCCAUGAGAGGAAUAUGCACUACGGACGAGAGCAAAUUGUUAACAAUUUGCGAGAGAGAUUCUGGAUUCCGGGUAUCCGUAUGGCAGUCAAGGCAUCUUGGAAAGAUUGUCAACGAUGCAACAAUUCGAUGGUUCUACCUGCUCUACCAGAGAUGGCUCCCCUGCCUCUUGCUCGUGUUGAAGGAAACUUUUUCCAUUUACACGCACUGGGGUCGAUUUCUUUGGCCCAAUCAUGGUAA